Telopea speciosissima is the source of this 967-nucleotide messenger RNA. RefSeq lists its product as uncharacterized. Bases 38 to 724 code for a protein of 228 amino acids. The record is from RefSeq and is a predicted model, not a curated record. NCBI's taxonomy places the organism in Eukaryota, Viridiplantae, Streptophyta, Magnoliopsida, Proteales, Proteaceae. The transcript is spliced from 3 exons. Gene Ontology annotation, cellular component: endosome; trans-Golgi network.
AGAGAGCAGAGAGCAGAGAGCAUAGAAUGUUGUUUUAAUGGCAAAUCCAAGGAGAAACUCCUACUCCAACAACCUAACCUCUGAGAAUCCACACCACACCCAAACCCUCUCUCUCUCUUCGCUAAUCUUCUUCUUGAAGAGGCCCCUUUCUUUCCCUUUUCUCCUCUCCAUCUUUAUUCUUCUCACUUGGGUCUUUCUCAGACUGCAACACCUCCACCAUUUUCCCUCUCCUCAGCAAACUCAGUCUAGAGAGAAACAGAAAGGGAGGAAAGAAGAUGAUGAACAGGCUAAACUAGUCCGCUUUAGCAGUGGUUUCCCUUCACAAAUCUCUAAGGAUAAGAGGGGAUGGUUGCUCAACCCUGUCACUGCUGCCAUUGAAGCUGGGAUUUCAGAGGGAGCAAUAUCUUGUGCUUCAGUGCAUGUGGGUGAAAUCCGACCUGGUGGCAUGAGGGGAAAUCACAGACAUUAUACUUGCAAUGAGACACUUGUCAUUUGGGGUGCUGAAACGAAGUUUAGGUUGGAGAACAAUCACAUAGUUGAGAAAGGUUUUGCUGAAGUUACAAUUGGAGCAGAAGAGGUGGCAGUAGCUGCUAGUCCGAGUGGCAUUGCCCAUGCUAUUGUCAAUGUGGAUCUGUCAAGAACAACUUUCUUCCUGGGUUGUCAAGACAAUGUGGUAACCUAUAACAGUUCAAACACUGAUUUUAAUGUUUGGAAAGAUCUUUAGAUGUUACUUUUCCAUCUAGGAUCAUCCCAUCACCUUAUUAGGUGCAAUUCAAGUAGUUUCUUUUAGUUCAGCAUGUGAUUGAUAUUAUUUGGUUUUGUUUACUGUAAGAUUGGGGUUUGAUUGGAUGCGUGAUACUCAGGCAUUGUUGUAAAUAAGCAACAGCUGCUAUCACACAGUUUGAUGUUGAAGGGAAUUCUUGAUCAUGUAGUUUUGAGUGUCUUUGUUCUUCUUAUUACAUUUCUA